Alexandromys fortis (reed vole) is the source of this 3530-nucleotide messenger RNA. RefSeq names its product major facilitator superfamily domain containing 13A (gene Slc68a1). NCBI's taxonomy places the organism in Eukaryota, Metazoa, Chordata, Mammalia, Rodentia, Cricetidae. Bases 168 to 1715 code for a protein of 515 amino acids. The transcript is spliced from 9 exons. The record is from RefSeq and is a predicted model, not a curated record.
GGCAUCCCCUGCCAGGAUUGCGGUGAGCUGCUGGCCCGCGGCCGGGAAGAGGGGGCAGGAACCUACCGGACCUACAAACGACAAGCCCGAGGAGACGAGCAUGAUCCCACUGCCAACGUCUGUAAGCCCUCCUCCGUGCUCCUGGGGCUGAGGCUUGGCCAGCAGCCAUGAGACUAGACUGGCCCCAAGCCUGGCUGUUGGGCCUGCCCGUAGCUGUGGUGUAUGGUUCCUUGGCCCUCUUCACCUCCGUCCUGCAUAACGUGUUCCUGCUGUACUACGUGGACACGUUUGUCUCGGUGUAUAAGAUCAACAAACUGUCCUUCUGGAUUGGAGAGACUGUAUUCCUCCUCUGGAACAGCUUCAACGACCCCCUCUUUGGCUGGCUCAGUGACCACAAGUUCCUCAGCUCCCAGCCCCGGUCGGGAGCCGGGCUCUCCUCCAGAGACGUGGUGCUGACCCGGGUGAGGGCUCUGAGCUGGCACGGGCCCUUGCUGGCAUUGUCAUUCCUGGCCUUCUGGGUGCCCUGGGCCCCUGCUGGCUUGCAGUUCUUACUGUGCUUGUGUCUCUAUGAUGGCUUCCUGACCCUCGUGGACCUCCACCACCACGCCUUGCUGGCCGACCUGGCUCUCUCGGCCCACGACCGCACCCACCUCAACUUUUACUGCUCCCUCUUCAGUGCGGCUGGCUCCAUGUCUGUCUUUGCCUCCUACGCCUUUUGGAACAAGGAGGACCUCUCCUCCUUCCGUGCCUUCUGUGUGGUACUAGCUGCUGGCUCUGGCCUGGGCUUCCUGGGGGCCACACAAUUGUUGAGGCGGCGGAUUGAGACCACCAGAAGGGACAGGGGGUACUCAGCCAUGGUCGUGGAUAGCGGCGUAUGUGAGGAAGAGCCUCUGGUGGGUGGUGAGGAAGCAGGCAUCACCUUGGGCCAGUACCUCCGGCAACUGGCACGCCACCAAAACUUCCUGUGGUUCGUGGGCAUGGACCUGGUACAGGUGUUUCACUGCCAUUUCAACAGUAACUUCUUCCCUCUCUUCCUGGAGCACUUGUUGUCUGACCACAUCUCCCUCUCGACAGGCUCCUUCCUGUUGGGCAUCUCCUAUGUUGCUCCUCAUCUCAACAACCUCUACUUCCUGCCCCUGUGCCGGCGCUGGGGUGUCUACGCCGUGGUGCGGGGCCUCUUCCUGCUCAAGCUGGGCCUUAGCCUCCUCAUGCUGCUGGCUGGCCCGGACCGCCCCGGCCUGCUUUGCUUCUUCAUUGCCAGCAACCGUGUCUUCACUGAGGGCACCUGUAAGCUGCUGACCCUUGUGGUCACUGACCUAGUGGAUGAGGACCUGGUGCUGAACCACCGGAAACAGGCAGCCUCAGCUCUCCUCUUCGGUAUGGUUGCCCUGGUGACCAAACCUGGCCAGACCUUUGCCCCACUGCUGGGCACCUGGCUCCUCUGCUUCUACACAGGUCAUGACCUUUUUCAGCAGUCCCCAGUGAUCGUGGGGAGUGUCCAGCCGAGGCCAGAGCCCCCAGCCCCGGCCCCAGCGCAGGCUGCGACACUCCGCCAGGGCUGCUUCUACCUGCUAGUGCUGGUGCCCAUCACCUGCGCGCUGCUGCAGCUCUUCACCUGGUCCCAGUUCACGCUGCACGGGAGACGCCUCCGCAUGGUCAAGGCCCAGCGCCAGAACCUGGCACAGAUCCGAACGCUGGACAUUAAGAUGGUGUGAGAGCGGUUGCAAAGCCACUCUGCCGAGGUCCUUGCCCCAGUCCCAGCAGGAACCUCUCUUGCCGGCCAGCACCCUGCUUCACCUUCGCUGGGUGCAGCUCAGAGAGCAGGUGGCUGGGGCCGCUCCUGGGGAGGUCGGCCCUUCGCUAGCUGCCUGAUUGAGCUCGGGCAAGGGCUGGAUCGUAUGUGCUCAGUAACUGAGGCUCCUGUGGGGCAAGAAGGAAGGAGGACCAGAAAGGGCAGGGGGAGUGUGGUGCACAAGGAGGUGCUGGGGUUCAGGAGCUGGCAACUCGGUGGGUUCAGGAACUUCUGAGACUGUAGCUCCUUUUGCCCACUCAGGCGAAGCUGACUGAAGUGCUCCUUGUCUCUCCUCGUAGUCAUUUCUCCGAGGCUUCUCUGCUUCAGUCGGAAGUAGCAUGGCCUCUGUGCUGUGGGCUCCCCAAAGCCCAGCAGGCUUCCAAACUCUAAAGAGUUUCGAGUAAAGCCAGUCAUUUCUACUCCUGAGAUCUGUGCCCUGUGUGUGGGGAGCAGGUGCACAGGGUUGGUGGGGGCUGGGAAGUACCCCACGAGCAUUUUCCUAGCGAUACUGGGACAGAAAUGCAAAUUAUGAGCUGGACCUGGUGAUUUGUGCCUAUAACCCCAGUGUUUGGAAGGCUGAGGCAGGAUUGCCUUAAGUUCAAAGCUAGCCUAAAAAAAAAAAAAAAAAAAAAAAAAGGGGCCGGGUGGUGGUGGAGCACGCCUUUAAUCCCAGCACUUGGGAGGCAGAGGCAGGCGGAUCUCUGUGAGUUCGAGACCAGCCUGGUCUACAAGAGCUAGUUCCAGGAUAGGCUCCAAAACCACAGAGAAACCCUGUCUCGAAAAAAUCAAACCAAAAAAAAAAAAAAUAAUAACCACUCCCACCACCACCAAAUCAGCCCAGCAGACUGCUGGGUGAUCAGGCCUGGAGCCGGUUACCUCCGUGCGGUUCCCACACACCAUUGCGGACAGUUGUCAGAAAGGAGCCGCUGCCAGGCCAGGGGCUCGCCACCCUGAACGCACCUGAAGAGCUUCCGAAACACCCUGCCUGAGUUUUCGCCCAGAUUCAGACUGGGUCUGGACUGGCAGUGCGAUGCAAACCUCUGGGGGUGAUUUUCCUCACUGUAGGACCGUCGCAUACUGGUUAGCAGCGACCUGGGCCUCCUCUACCUACCAGUUAUCAAUAGCAUCCCCAGUCUCCAGCUGUGAUCACUGAACAAGUCCAGAUGUUUCUAGAUGUGUCCCAUGGGCAGACUGAUCCUAAAGGGAACCUUCUGCUCUAGGCCAGUGGUUCUGAGGGUCUGCAAAGGGAUUCAAACUAGGCACAUGGCCCAGCCAACAAGCAGUUGCUCUCUAAAGGUUAUUUUCGCUUAUGUGUAUUUUUGUGGUUCUGACAGUCUUUCUGAUAUGGAUGAUAAAGCAGCCAUACUUUAUACUUAUUGGGGGAGAGUAAACAUUUGUUAGGUAUCUGCCAAUUUUCUUUCAGAUACAGGUUUAAAUUAUUUAUAGUUUUUUGAGUGUAGCCCUAGCUGUCCUGGAACUCACUCUAUAUAGACCAGGCGCUUCAGAGAUCCACCUGCCUCCCUGGAGUGCUGGGAUUAAAGGUGUGUGCCACCACACCCAGAUCCCUUAAUUUCUUUUUUUCUUUAACAGUUCUGGCUGUCCUGAAACUCGCUUUGUAGAUCAGGCUGGCCUCGAACUCACAGAGAUCACCUGCCUCUGCCUCCCAAGUGCUGGGAUUAAAGGUGUGCGCCACCACUGCUCCACAUCCAAUUUUUUAAAAGAACAAAUCUUUAUUACA